AUGGGAAGAAGCCGGGAGGAGGGAGUUAGAUUUAAGACAUUAGUAUUUGGGCACUGGGAACUGGACCACUCUUUUCCCCCCUCCUUUAAGUCAAAGAAUCCCACGCAGGGUUCAGAACCAAGAGGGCAGAGAUAUGAAGCAUGCGCAGUGGGACCGGGAAGACCGCCCUCCGCCUCUCGCUCCCAACCAUUGGUGUUUGAGGUGGAAGCUAGCGCGCCUCUCCGUCCUCCUUCGAGCACGCAUGCGCCCAUACCACAUCUUCGGCGCCCAGCUCCGCUCCUCGGCAGCGCGCGGGCGGGCGGUUUGAAAGCCAUGGCGGAAUCGGAUCCCUUGGAGGCUACCUUCCAAAGGUCCUUACAUAUUCAGAAGCUAAAAGCCCGGGAUGUCACGGAGGACGACGUUGUGCGGUGUAUGCAGAAGCAGGCGAAGAUCAUUAAUGGCCCCGGAAUCGGCAGUGACUUGGAUGCACAGCGGCGGGAGAUGCCGUGCGUGUUCCUGUGCUCUCGCUGCCAGCGGCCCCUGGGGGACUCUUUGAGCUGGGAGGGAACCGACUUUGAGGGCAACUUCUUCUUUUUGAACGCAGUCUCAGCUAAUGUUUAUGUGGAUAAGGAACAGAAGCUAUCCACUAGAAAAAAUGAAUAUGGCUGCAUGAUUGAAACUUUGAGUUGUAAUGGAUGUUCAUUGAAUAUUGGCCAAAUAUACAGAUGUACACCCAGACAUCUUGAUUAUAAGCGAGACUUGUUUUGCUUCGAUGUUUCAUCAGUUGAUGGUUACGUUCUAGGUUCUGCUGAAAAUGAAGCUGUGCCUGAAAAUGAAGGGCCUGUAACUCUUGAUAAGCAAGAUGUAAUGGAAAGCAUUUUAAAGAAGCUGCAAGUUAUCAUGCAUGGAUUGGAGCUAAGGGUGUCCUUGGUUGAAUCAGUUGUUUCAGGUCUUUGUGAUACAACAUGAAAGAAACUUCACUUUUAUUUCCUUCUAGUAUUUUGUUUCCCCUUUUGUAUGUAUUGCAAUUUGUUACAACAAGAAUUAUAAGUACUUGAGGUAAUUUUAUUCCCAAAUUAUACUUAAGUGAAAAGAACUUUAAUCAGUUUUAUAACUAUUGACGUUAUUUUACAACUGUUAAUUAUGGAAUAGAAGUUUCUCUUUUCUGAAUUUCAGUGCUAAAAUUAUGUUUAUAAAAUGUCACUUCCAGAAAACUCUAAAGUGUGGAAUUUAAGAAUUUAUUAUGGAUUCCUUGACCCUCUUUUAUCCUUUGUCUCAUUUUUAUAUUCCUUGAAUUCUUCCUUACACUUUUUGUUGUCUUAACUGAUGCCUGUUAGCUUGGUUGGUGAAGGGAAAUAUGUUAUAAAAAAAAAUCAGGUCUGGCUAUUAUCUCAAACAAACAAAUUCCUUAUGAUAGCUUUUGAGUACUUUGGUCAAAAUUUAAGAUUAGUUGGCACUAGGUUUUUUUUUUCUCCUGACAUAUUAAAAUAGUCUCUGAAAUGAACAUUCUGAAAAUUUUAAAUCAUUGGUCUCAAUUAGAAGCAUUGAUUGAAUUAUGUAUCAUUGCUAUUUAAAAACAGAAAAUUAUGCUUUCAGAUUUCAGUGUAGUACGAUGAGCAGGAAUUCUAGUCAAAAAAUAUUUGCUGAUCAUUUAUAGGUUGCCAGUCCAGAUAAAUUACUGCCAAAUUAAAGAACUUGAGGUGUAAGUACAGUUGUCUGAUUAAUGAAAAAUUCUUCUUUGCAUGAAGAAAAUCCAAAAAGGGGGAACCCUACCUCCUCUGUUUAUUCUUCAUUGUUCUCACCAGCUAGGAGAAUGACUUUUCAUAGAAUUAUAGAAUUUCAAAAUUGAAUUGGAUCCUGGAAUCAUUGCAAUCCAACUUGUGCAUAAGGACAUCUCAUUUAGUCAUUUAGACUGUGUUUGACUAUCUUCAUCAAUAGCGAACUCAGUACCUUUUGAGUCUGUCCUUGGAUUUUUGUAGAACUUUAAUUAUUAGGAAGUUUUCCUUUUAUAUUCAGUUGAGUAUAGUAGAAAUAGAAACCAUGCUGGAUUAGAGUCAGAGGAAAUGGUUUAAAAUCCUUCUGGUUUGCCACUCUUAGUCUUUGUGUGAUCUUGGAAGAAAUAAAAUUUCUCACAUAUACCCCCUUUUCUUCUCUGAUGGUGCCACUCCCCUGGUCUAUGCUCUUUUUGCUUCAUACUGGGACCUUGGCAAAAGCCUUGCUCAUUGGCUUGCCUUCCACAACUCUCUGCUUCAGUAGAUCCUCUGUUCAGCCACCAAAGAAUUUUCCUGAAGUGAAGGUCUGACCAUGAGACACUCUUCUACUCAAUAAACUCUAGUGGCUCCUUA
Molecule: messenger RNA, 2324 nt
Organism: Monodelphis domestica (gray short-tailed opossum)
Lineage: Eukaryota; Metazoa; Chordata; Mammalia; Didelphimorphia; Didelphidae
Gene: MIS18A
Product: MIS18 kinetochore protein A
Biological process (GO): chromosome segregation; CENP-A containing chromatin assembly
Cellular component (GO): nucleus; chromosome, centromeric region; chromatin
Source: RefSeq, a predicted model, not a curated record